This is a messenger RNA of Physcomitrium patens, 1672 nucleotides long. The record is from RefSeq and is a predicted model, not a curated record. NCBI's taxonomy places the organism in Eukaryota, Viridiplantae, Streptophyta, Bryopsida, Funariales, Funariaceae.
UAGCACUACCUACUAAUUCUUCUAGGAGUCCUUUCAGAAUUAUUCAUAUUGACAUUUUCAUGCCAACAUGACAAUUUGAGUUGAAUCCAACCACCUAUGGCUAAAUUACACAUGUUCCAUAAUGAGAAAGAUGUGGAUUUUGGGUGAGCAACUUUUGUGAAGCUACUUUGUUUAGGCAUACUACUUAAAAGAAAAGAUGACCUAAGUCACAACCUAAUGGCAAAUCUUUGCCCAUCUCCAUUUUGAACCCUUCCAACCAUGUUUGUAAGGCUUUCCUUGCAAGUUUACUCCCCACAAAUUAAACUAUUACUACACACUUUUGGAGAUAGUUCAUUGCUUUCCUGAUUUUUUCCUCAUCCAACUGAACCUCUACAAUUUGAGUGUUCAACAAGAAAUAUGUGCAACUCCUGACUAAACCUUCACGUAAAUGCUCUCUUGGUAUUGCACGAAUCGGAUUAAAGGCAUACUUACCUAGGUUUGCUGUAGCUGCAAUCAAUUUUGGUUCCACGCGAUCUCCCUUCCUCACAAGUUCCACCCUCCAGCUUGCUUUUGAUGUAGUAGGGGCCAUUGGAGCAUGGGCCAGCCUUGCCUUUAGUACUUUCGCAUAUGUUAUCUUCAUUGGUUACCACUCGCCCGAGUUUCAUGGCUGUUGUUGGGUCAAAACAGCCCAAGUACUCCCUCUUGCUACAUCACAGAAGUGGGGUCAAACCCUACCACACUCAGUAACCGUAAAAUUACUCUGCUCUGCCAAAGUGUCCCUUUUGCAGCGGUAAACGCUCAAGGCAGUCAGGAUGGAUCGGGUGUUACUCUCCCUCUCUCUUCACUUACGAUUGAGCAAAAAUCCUACUCCAAACACUGAUGUUUGCCUUGCAAUUACUCUCGAAGCUUACUCUUCCUGAGCGGCUGUCCUCUUCGGAGCUUCAUCGUGCUCGUCUCAGCUGCAAUUGAUCAUGGCGCUAUCCGCGAUGAGAAGCUCCCUGUAUGCUCUAUGUGUGGUGCUGUGCAUUUGCAGCCUUCAGACCAGUGUCACGGCCACGAGAUCCGAUCGCCACCCAACGCCACGGUAUUGUCAGCUGUAGGAACUGGAGCUGGAAACUUGUCAGCUGCAGGGUGGGGCACCUUCAUCAUGGCUGACAAUCCGGAGCGCGUGAGCGAGGUCCCCAGUAGCAAGCAGAUAGGGAGGUCUACUAGUCUUGGUGCCCUCACUUCUUCCCAGGGCUCAGGCGGAGGCAUCUUCAGUAUAUCGAAGAUCACUUUCAACGAGGCCUGGGCCAAGUACAACAAAUCCACCAUCACUUUCACUGGUACUUUCGCAUUGCCGAACCGUCCAUACGAGAUCAUCGUCUUGGGCGGCACUGGGUACUUCCGAGAUGCCAGGGGCUUCGCACUGGCACCUCCAGGGCUGACUACUCUUCCCGUCUACACUACGAAGUGGGAGGUCUUCCUUACGAAGUAAACCAAGACUUCAGAGAUUUUGCCAUGCAUUGCCAUUUUCGAAUAAUUGAUUGCAAUGCAGCAGUCCGUGAGCUGAAAGACGCAUCCGUUUUCUAAUAGUGGCUCACUAGGCAAUUGCUAGUUCAUGAGCUAGAAGUUGAAAUUUAAGUGGCUUUACACAUGUUAAGUGUUUUUGAACCCAAAUAAAUUAGAAUUAAUGCCGCCUUCACCUCACAAA